Molecule: messenger RNA, 1566 nt
Organism: Drosophila erecta
Lineage: Eukaryota; Metazoa; Arthropoda; Insecta; Diptera; Drosophilidae
Product: palmitoyltransferase ZDHHC16
Exons: 6
Coding region: 163-1308 (381 amino acids)
Biological process (GO): protein palmitoylation
Cellular component (GO): Golgi apparatus
Molecular function (GO): palmitoyltransferase activity
Source: RefSeq, a predicted model, not a curated record
CUCCGCUCAUCGAUAGGCAACAGCUGACUAAGAGAUUUUUUGGCGCAGAGGGUCACACCAAAAAUAACUUUGCAAAUUUACUUGCCAAAAUAAAGUUUAUUUAUCGCCAAAAAUGCUGUAAUUUAAAUAUAAAAAAUAUAAGAAAGCUACCAAUUGCUACCAAUGGCUCGCAUUACGUGGAGGGGUCACUCCACUCAGGAGUUGCUAUUUAUUUUGCGGCUUCGUUGGUCAUAUAUGAAGCACUGCUGGCACUCCUUAACCUUCAACGCCCACAUGAACUCCUCCUACGCCUCGGAUGUCUGUCUGACCCCCAUUUUUUGGUUUGUGGACAACUACACUCACUGCCUGGGACCGUUUUUUGUGGUUGGCGUGGCUGCCCUGACCACUUCAGUCGUUAGUAUUGCUUACUGGAUUGGCUUGCCCUUUUGGUGGGCCAAGAGUCAGUUGGUGACCUACUUCCUCCUCGUUGUGGGCAAUUGGCUGCUACUCAAUGUGGUUUUUCACUACGUUAUGGCUGUGAUCACGCCGGCUGGUCAUCCGCCGGAAGGAGUCUCCCUGGUGGAAGCGGUUAGCAUGUGUGGCAAGUGCAUUGCUCCCAAACCACCGAGGACACAUCACUGCUCCAUCUGCAAUCGCUGCAUUCUUAAGAUGGAUCAUCACUGUCCUUGGCUCAACAAUUGUGUGGGAUAUGGCAAUCAUCGCUACUUCUUCCUCUACAUGACAUACACCACUUUGGGUUGCCUGUUUCUUAUUUUGUUUGGCUUGGAGAUCGGCCACAAAUACCUGUGGCUGGAUCAUGGCGAAAACUGGACGGAAAUUGAGCCCUUGGAGGGGCAGCCAGUGAAAUUUAACCUCAGUGGGCACAUCAUUCCAGUGACACAUCCGCAUGAGUACGAUGAGUUUAUGCUGCCUGCAGCAGUGCACAAUCUUCCAACACCCAUUGUAGACACAGAUGCCGCUUUGCCCGGUCGACGACGAGCGCUUUGGUUCAUGGCAUUCACAAAUGUGGCCGUCGUCUUGGCUCUGGGGAGCCUUUCCAUCUGGCACGCCAAGCUAAUCACUCGUGGUGAGACAAGUGUAGAGGCUCAUAUCAACGAAGCGGAGCGAAAACGGCACCUCCAGCAACAGCGCAUUUAUAUUAAUCCGUAUAACUUUGGCACCAAAAAGAACUGGAAGCUGUUUUUGGGUUUGGUGCGCGGCAGGUCCUUUUGGCGAACUGUGCUGCUUCCAUCCUGGCACAAACCCGAAGGUACUGGGCUGAGUUUCCACACGGUAAAUGAUGCGCCCUUCGAGGACGAGUGGCCGUAAUUUGAACGUAGACGCUAAUGUGAUGUGCCAGCAAGUCAAUAUUAAGUUAAUAGUUUACGUUUAAGCUCAAAGUAAUAGGAAUGAAAAGCUUUUAUUUAGUAAAAUGUAGUAUAAUAAGCCUUUUACAAUUCCAAAGUUCACUCAAAACUUUAAUGCAUUAAGUAGCAAAGGCAUGUACUUUGUCUCCAUGACGACUAGAAACACAAUGACGCUUUUAUACUACUACUAGCUUAAUAAAAGACACUACUAGUAUACAAA